AUGACGGUUCAUAAUCUGUACAUAUUUGACCGGAAUGGGAGCUGCUUGUUUUAUAAUGAAUGGAACCGGAAGAAGCAGGCGGGGAUCUCUAAGGAUGAGGAGUUCAAGCUGAUGUACGGGAUGCUGUUCUCCAUUAGGUCUUUCGUCAGCAAGAUGUCUCCUCAGGACAUGAAGGACGGCUUCCUGUCCUUCCAGACCAGUAAGUACCGCCUCCAUUACUACGAGACGGCCAGCGGCCUGAAGUUUGUCAUGAACACGGAUCUGUCAGUGAGCAACGCCAGGGACACGCUGCAGCACAUCUACAGCAACCUCUAUGUGGACCUGGUGGUGAAGAACCCGCUGGUUCCGUCCUGCCAGCCUCUGGACAGCGAGCUGUUCGGAACCAGACUGGACUCCUUCAUCCGCUCCCUGCCGUACUACAGCCCGCGCGCCGCCUGACCGGUUCUGGUUCUGACCCGACUCCUGACCCGCUUCUCAUCCUGCCGUACUACAGCCCGCGCGCCGCCUGAUCAGUUCUGGUUCUGACCCGCUUCUCUCUGUCCUUCAGAACCAGAAUCGUUCCAACGUCAGAACAGUCUGGAUCUGGACCAGAACACUGGAUGGAGCAGAACCGGGUCAGCAGAACCGGGUCGGGCUUGCUGUAUUUAUUGAGUUGUUCUGUGUUUAAUAAAGUGAAGUUGGACCGGU
Xiphophorus hellerii (green swordtail) is the source of this 687-nucleotide messenger RNA. RefSeq names its product trafficking protein particle complex subunit 1-like. The transcript has 4 exons. Bases 1 to 438 code for a protein of 145 amino acids. NCBI's taxonomy places the organism in Eukaryota, Metazoa, Chordata, Actinopteri, Cyprinodontiformes, Poeciliidae. Gene Ontology annotation, cellular component: TRAPP complex. The record is from RefSeq and is a predicted model, not a curated record. Gene Ontology annotation, biological process: endoplasmic reticulum to Golgi vesicle-mediated transport.